AUGGAAGUUACCAAGCACUCGCACGAGGCUACAACAUCUUGGGAAGCCCACGCUAGCCAAGAUCACUCGGUCGAAAAUGACACCCCGUCACUUCGUCAUGGCCGUGAGUUGAAGUCUAGAUACAAGUUGUCGGAGUCAUUGGACCAUUUAAAAUGGAGAAAAGAAGCAGAUUUCAUUGAAAACGAGGAGUCAAAGAGUGAAGCCUUACAAGAAAAGUAUGAGAAACGCCACCGAAAGAAUAUGAAGAUAGUCAGGAAGGAUCCAGGGACUCAUCAUAGCAAAGAACAUGGAAUCAUGAUUGAUGCUGGAAGCAGUGGCUCACGGUUGCACGUGUAUGAGUUUGAUCCACGUAUCUUGUCCAACAAUCAGGAUGUCCAUGAUGCCGUGUCGGGCAGAAAGAUUACUUUUCCAUAUGCGAGAUCACGAUGGACAGAUCGUCUACGUCCAGGAGUGGAUUCCUUUGCUCGGCUACCAGAUGAUAAGUUGGAAGCAGCCCUCAAGGAGUACCUCGCUCCUCUUCUCGACUUUGCCAAGACUGUGCUGCAAGACAAAAACAGGAAACUUCACAAGUAUCCUAUUUACUUUCGAGCAACUGCUGGAAUGCGUAUUCUUGAAAAAAACGAUCGAGCUCGUGUGCUUGACACGGUUCGGUCACUAUUCAACAACAAGGAAUUCUGCCCGUUUAUGUUCGAAGACGAGUAUGCUCGUGUUCUCAGCGGUGAAGAAGAAGCAAUCUUUGGUUGGGCUGGCAUUAACUUUGCCAUGGGUACCCUCGUCGAGGCAAGUGAGGGUACUGGAACUGUCGUCAAUCCAAAAUUGACAUAUGGUGCAUUGGAUCUUGGAGGGGCAUCCACUCAAAUCGCUUUCUACGAGCCCCACGAAGACAUUAUGGCUAACCUUUUCAAGCUCCAAAUUGGUCAGUCAAAGCACUGGAAUGUGUAUGCGCACAGUUUCCUAUACUUUGGAAUGAAUCAAGCUCGUAGACGAUUUCAAGCCAGGCUGGCUUCUAACGCUACUGAAAGUACUCGGCUCAUUAAAGGGGUGCAGAACCCUUGCUUACCUGGAGGAAGCAAGCAAGAAGUGCGCCUAAAGAUACAUUUUGAUGAACAUGGCCUCGAAACUUUCAAAUAUGACCCUUCAGAAACGUCAGAUGGAUAUUAUCAGGCAGUGUUGAAAAAUGACCACAAAACUUCCAAUUUCGAAGAGUGCAUGCGUUACACAAAGGAUCUUCUCUACUUGGACGCCAACACAUGGUGCCAAUUUGCUCACAAAGGGGAAUGUGCCUUCAAUGGCGUCGCAAUGCCAGACUUGCCAGCGCAAUCGGAAAACUUUGGCGAAUUCCUGGGUUUCUCGAACAUUUACCAUGUUUGGGAAGAAUUGGAUCUUCCAAAGAGAGCAUCGAUUCAAGAACUCUAUGAGGGCACCAAGUCUAUCUGCAAUAUGUCCAGAGAGGACGCCGUGGCGUACAGUAAAAAGAUUGGUGCAGCAACCGAAACCGUCGAAGAUCUCUGCUUUCGAUCUGCCUACGCCUACAAUUUGUUGUCCGAAGGCUACGGUUUCAAAGGUGAUGAAUACAUCACGGCAACAGAUGUUAUUGGUGGGCUUAAGGUUGGCUGGUCUCUAGGAGCCAUGCUGUAUGAAAUCAAUACACUUCCAUGGAAAAUUGAUGACUCAAAUCCAAAUUUCUUUGUUACCAGCACAACUGCUGGCGAAAAGCACUCUAUUUCUGGAAUUGCACUGUUGUUCGUCAUGUUGGCGGCAGUUGUUGGAUUGGUCAUAGUUGGUGUUCGCAAGUGUAAGAAUGAAAGAAAGCUUUAUGAGCCGCUCAAGACAAACGCAGAAAGCUUCCCAACAUAUACAUAG
Molecule: messenger RNA, 1863 nt
Organism: Cylindrotheca closterium
Lineage: Eukaryota; Bacillariophyta; Bacillariophyceae; Bacillariales; Bacillariaceae
Source: the annotation of a GenBank genome assembly